Perognathus longimembris pacificus (Pacific pocket mouse) is the source of this 572-nucleotide messenger RNA. RefSeq names its product diazepam-binding inhibitor-like 5. The coding region runs from base 111 to 374 and encodes 87 amino acids. Gene Ontology annotation, biological process: fatty acid metabolic process. The record is from RefSeq and is a predicted model, not a curated record. The transcript is spliced from 2 exons. Gene Ontology annotation, cellular component: mitochondrion. NCBI's taxonomy places the organism in Eukaryota, Metazoa, Chordata, Mammalia, Rodentia, Heteromyidae. Gene Ontology annotation, molecular function: fatty-acyl-CoA binding.
CGAGCUCGCGGCGCCGAGGCCGCCAGGUCCACAGCGCCCCCUCUCGGCGCCCGGCCUCCCUCUAGAGCACCGGCCAGAAAGGACAAAGGGACCAGCCUCGGGUGCCCUAAAUGUGCCAAGUGGAAUUUGAGCUGGCGUGUACGGCGAUCAAGCAGCUGAAGGGGCCUGUGAGUGAUCAGGAGAAACUGGAAGUGUACAGCUUUUACAAACAGGCCACUCAGGGCGACUGCAACAUCCCUGCGCCCCCAGCCACUGACGUGAAAGCCACGGCCAAGUGGGAGGCAUGGAAUGUGAAUAAAGGGAUGUCCAAGAUGGAUGCCAUGAGAAUAUACAUCGCCAAAGUGGAAGAGUUGAAGAAAAAAGAUACUGGCUAGGACACUUUGGCGGACAGAAAUAGCAUGGCUUGUCUGGUAGGGAAUGGGCUUCUUAGAAGUAAUGUCCUGAAGGGGUAGCAGGGUAGGCUGAAGUAUCAAUAAAAAUUACUUAAACUGCAUGGGAGUGGCUGUCUGCUGUUGAAGGAGAGAAACUUCGGUGACUGGAGAGUCCUGGUGACAAGUCCAAAUGUACUUUAA